This is a messenger RNA of Fraxinus pennsylvanica, 1623 nucleotides long. The record is from the annotation of a GenBank genome assembly. Lineage: Eukaryota; Viridiplantae; Streptophyta; Magnoliopsida; Lamiales; Oleaceae.
AUGGAGAUUCCGGUGAUUAGAAGCUCGCCGGUGAAUCUUGGAAGAGCUAUUGAUGCUGGGUUCUGUAAUUUCAGCAAGAACCUGAAUUCUAAGGUCUCUAUGGUCAAGAAUAACUCAAAAACAUGCAAUAUUGUUCAAAGUCAGAGCUUGAAAUGGGAAUCAAAAUCUGCAAUUCGCUUGACGCUUAAAGCCUCUGCCACUGCCCAAACUGAAGCUGCUGUCAUUUCUGAGAAAGGUUCAAGAAAUUCCAGAACCAAGCCCACUGAUGGCGUGAAAUUAUAUGUUGGGUUGCCACUCGAUGCUGUCUCCAACUGUAAUACAGUGAAUCAUGCACGAGCAGUUUCUGCAGGGCUGAAGGCUCUGAAGUUAUUAGGAAUAGACGGAGUGGAGCUACCAGUCUGGUGGGGAAUAGCUGAAAAGGAAGAAUCAGGAAAAUACGACUGGACAGGCUACCUUGUUCUCGCAGAAAUGGUCCAAAAACUGGGUCUAAAGCUUCACGUAUCACUCUGUUUUCAUGCAUCCAAAGAUGCCAAAAUUCCACUUCCCAAUUGGGUUUCUCGGAUUUGUGAAUCACAACCAGAUGUUUACUUUACAGAUCGAUCAGGACAGCGUUUCAAAGAUUGUCUAUCAUUAGCUGUCGAUGAUCUGCCUGUUCUUGAUGGAAAGACUCCAAUCGAAGUGUACACUGAGUUCUGCACGAGUUUCAAGGUUUCAUUCUCUCCUUUCAUCGGGUCCACAAUCACGGGAAUAUCAAUUGGUCUUGGACCAGAUGGCGAGCUUCGGUAUCCAUCUUGCCACCAUCGUUCCAAGAACAAUAGCCAUCGUGGAGCCGGAGAAUUCCAGUGUUACAACAAAUACAUGCUUGAAAAUCUUAAGCAGCACGCAGAAUCACAUGGGAACCCUCUGUGGGGACUAAGUGGUCCCCAUGACGCUCCCCGUUAUGACCAGUCACCAAUGUCAAGCGGCUUUUUUUCGGAGCACGGAGGAUCAUGGGAGACGCCAUAUGGUGAUUUCUUUCUUUCUUGGUACUCAAGCCAACUAAUAUCUCAUGGAGAUCGCAUUUUGUCAGUCGCUGCCUCAACUUUCGAAGAUACCGACAUUAUAGUGUCAGGUAAAGUCCCCCUGAUGCACUCGUGGUAUAAAACCCGUUCCCACCCUUCAGAGCUAACGGCCGGGUUCUAUAACACAACCAAUAGAGACGGUUAUGAGGCCAUUGCUGAAAUCUUCUCAAGAAAUUCCUGCAAAAUUGUACUUCCUGGAAUGGACCUGCCAGAGGAGGACAAAAUAAAUGAAACCCGCUCGAGCCCAGAAUUAUUAUUUGCACAGAUAGCAUCAGCUUGCGGAAAACAUGGAGUACAAAUCUCUGGUGAAAACUCAUUGGUUUCGGUCAGUCCUAGGGGUUUUGAACAGAUCAAGAAGAACUUGGUGGAUCAAAAUGUAGUUGACUUGUUCACGCAUCAAAGAAUGGGAGCUCAUUUCUUUUCUCCCGAGGAUUUCCCUUUAUAUACUAAAUUUGUUCGGAGCCUGAAUCAAGCGAAUCUGCAUUCAGACGACCUAGUUACAGAAGAGGAAGAAACUGCUCUCUCUCUCCCGAGUGCAAAUCUCCGUAUGCAAGCUGCUUAG